This is a messenger RNA of Papaver somniferum (opium poppy), 4166 nucleotides long. RefSeq names its product factor of DNA methylation 4-like. Bases 2704 to 3873 code for a protein of 389 amino acids. The transcript has 10 exons. The record is from RefSeq and is a predicted model, not a curated record. Gene Ontology annotation, biological process: gene silencing by siRNA-directed DNA methylation. NCBI's taxonomy places the organism in Eukaryota, Viridiplantae, Streptophyta, Magnoliopsida, Ranunculales, Papaveraceae.
UGCAGCACAGUAAAUUUUAGUAACUGCUUUUUCCUACUCUGAUCUAACACAUUACGAUUAUAAAUAGAUCCAACUUCAGAUUGAUAUACAACGAUUUCCGGUUAACGGAAAUGGGUAUUGCGAAAGAAAUCAAGAUGGCCAACAGGAGUAGUUGCCUUAAUUUUGUUCUAGCUCUUCUGUUUUCUAUGGCAGUACUCUUCAUGUCUUCACAUACUGCUAAUGCUAUUCAAUGCAAGUCCGGUGAGAUAUUUGCAUCUCAAGUCGCUGUGGUUUGCCCCCCUUGUAUAAACUCAUGUGAAGUCGCAUGUCCCCAUGGCAGUACAGUCACUAGCACCAACUGUGAAUAUCGGCUUUUUAAGUUGCCUUUAUGCGAGUGUUGUUGUAAGAUGCCGCCACCACCACCACCAUCGCCGCCCCCACCAUCUCCGCCUCCGCCCCCGCCAUCUCCACCACCACCAUCGCCGCCCCCACCAUCUCCACCACCGCCAUCACCAUCGCCGCCCCCACCAUCGCCCCCGCCGCCAUCCCCGUCUCCACCUCCACCAUCGGUGCCACCACCUCCCAGCUGCACAGAAGAGUGUCCAUAUGAGAUGGAAUUCACAGCCUCACCUGACCAGGAGCAACCGUGCAGAUACGUGCUGGCAGAUGCUAAUCAGAUUAUGAUGGAGUAGGCACCAAAAGAGUUAACGUAAUACUAGUAAUAUUUAAGGAAGCUUGUUCAGCAGAUUUUGUUGUAUAGGCACUGUGUUUUGAUGUCAAUGUGAAAUAAGAAUUGAGAGUGUCGUGCCAGUCCACAUUCCAAUAUAAAGUGCUUUGACCAGUCAAAAUCCUUUCUUAUUAUAUAUAUAUAACCCUCUAGUUAAGACUUUUUAAAAUCCGAGCAAGGGCUAAAAUGGUACUUGCAAAAGGAGAUUUCAGAUAUUUCAAAUAGAAAACCGAAGAAAUUCCUUCAAGAAAAUUGUGUUACAAAGAAGUGCCUCUCCCUCUCAUAUGUAUGGAUUAGAGUUAUCAAUGUUGAAUGUUUAAACCGACUAAAGAUACAGAGAGAUUAGAGAUAAGAGACAUAGUCACAGAAACAUUAUGUCAACCUAUUAACCAAAGCAAUUGACGCCCAAAUUUAGAAUCACAGAGCUACAAUUGAUCAAACCAGCAUUGUGUAAUUUCUAAGCUCACAAGGUUUUGCAAAUAUGAGCACCACGCAAGGAGGAAAACGGUGAAUAAAUGAAGUCAUUUAUUUGCAUUCUAAAUGUAUAGAUUUAAUGUAAGAGAUGAUUAUAUGGUUAGGUUUUCUUUUGUUUGAUGUUAUUAUUAUGAUUUGGAUGUUGUAAAUGAAAUAAUGUAUGUGCACCAACUGUUUGAUAAAAUGCGUCAUUGGUCCGUGUGUGUGACCAAGUGAACUAUUUCUGAAACUGUGUUCCAAAAUUACAAUGUUAUCAGCUAUCUAGUUGGUUUCAUAACAAAAAAAAAAUUGAACAUAUUCUUUAACCUUUAGGUGACAAGGCAUAUUUGAACUAUAAUGGUCAUCAAUUACAAAUACUUUCUGUUUUUUGUUUAUGAUUUGCAUGGUAUAGUAAAUAUAUUCUAACUCAAGGAGAUUUUCCACCAUCUCGUGUCAAUUCUACUUCCCACCUAAAGAUAAUACAACAAAUUGAAAGAGGCUUCAAUUAUGGAGGUGAAUAUUUGGAAAUUUUCAAGAAGACGUCAGUUGGGCAUUUACUUGAUAUGAACGGUUCCAAAUUUAGUGGUGCAACUGUCAACUCUAUGCUGCGAAGAAUGCUUGAGCCUCUUGAAGGUGACGAUCCAGAUUCUAUGUACUUUCGCAUUGGAGGUAAAGUCAUCAAGUAUGGAAAGCGGGAGUCUAAGCUCAUGACGGGUUUGAGUUUCAAGGGAAGUGAUGUCAUUCCUCCUCAUGGCUGCGUUAACUAUGCUGGAUCAGAUCUGGUUGGUAAAUAUUUUCCUGGAAAGAGAAGUAUCAACUUAGAAGAAUUGUCUAGAAAGUUUGAUUCUAUCGAGCAGUCAAUGGAUAAAGUGAAACUCGGGCUGGUUCUACUAGUACAGGGUGUCUUAAUUGGCGCCGACUAUCCACAUGAAGUUAAUCUUGCAUACUUCAGCAUGGUGGAAAACAUUGAGAAGUUCAAUACGUUCCCAUGGGGAAAGCUGUGUCACCGGAGGAUGCUGAAAUGUUUUAGAACUGCUGUCAGCGGGAAAAAUGAAAGCAAGGCAGCUAUAAUUACUCAUAAAUUGUAUGGAUUCCAUACACAUUUCAGGUCUGGGCCUUUGAAAGCAUUCCACUGCUACAAAAGACUUUUGCUAAGAGAUCAGAAUUCAAACAUUUUCCACGCGUGCUGCAUUUUUCUUUGAACAGCAUGGUUCCAGAGUCUUUUGCAGUGGAAAAUAUGUUGACAUCUAAGUAGAUUGAAGUCCUGACUUGCAUAGAACCUACAGAGGGAGAGAUGGCGUUAAAGCACAUGUGCUCUGUCCUCCUGAUGUCUGCUGACUUGUCAGAAUCAGAAGAUGGUGAUGAGGACAAAGCUGAGGAGAUGGAGAUAUCGACAGAAAUGCAAUUUGCAAGACUGGGAGGCAGCUAAGGAUAAAGAAGAUGGAACACAAACACAAGCACCUUAAUCCUGUCCCAACCAGGAUUCCCAGCUUUUGAGAGAGGUAUUUACACAGGUUAAGGAACUCACGUCAAAGGUUUCCAGAAUGGACGAAGAGAUGUCAAAACUUAAAGAUAGUGACAACCGCAAUUACCAGGCUUCUAUGGACAUGCAGGAGGUUGUAGAUGAAGAUGAGAGGCUGAAAGGCCUUACAAAUGACUUGGGUGAGGAGGUCUACAAGGCCGUCAUGACUGUUCUUUCGGAGAUGAAUGACUACAGUCUGAGUAGAAGGUAUACUUUUCCUGAAUGGAGGAACUUUAGAAAUGGUGGAAUGGAGAUACUGAUGGAAGUUGCUUCAUGUACACUGGAACAAUGGAGGGCCCUUAAGAAAAGAUUGGAAAAUGAUAAAGAAAUCAAGAGUCUGGAAAUUAAAAUGAAAGAAAUGAAGUACGAGAAUAAGAACUUGAUGUAUCAGAAUGACGAGCUACGUAAACAUUAUAAUGAAGAAAUAAACAAGAUGCAACUGGACCAUAAAAAUCAUUUGGAAAUGAUCAUCAGAGAGCAUGAAGAUCUUAAAUCGGAAGUGGAAUCGCUACGGAAGGAGAGAUUAGAAGAGGAUCUUCGAAAGGGAAGAAUUGACCUUGAAAAUGACAUGGCCAGAGAUAAAAUGGAAUCAGAACUCGAGGCAUCCAACUGUAAGAUAAAAGAGAUGAGUGAGAAAUUGAAAAAGAUGGAAAGAGAACAUGAUGAUCUUGAAUAUCUGAACCAAAUUCUUAUUGCCAAGGAGCGUAGAAGCAAUGAUGAGCUGCAGGAAGCUCGUAAAGAACUGACCAAGGAACUAAGUGAAAUGUCUAGUCGUGCUUUUAUCGGGGUUAAGAGAAUGGGAGAGCUUGAACUUAAGCCAUUUUAUGAUAUGUGCAAAAGGAAAUAUUGCAGUGAUGAAGCAAAUGUGAAAGCCGUAGAGAUCUGCACCUCUUGGGAAGCAUGUCUUAGAGACCCACAUUGGCAUCCUUUUAAAAUCAUUGAAGUUGGGAAUAACCUUCAGGAGAUAAUAAAUGAAGAUGAUGAGAAGCUGAGAGGCCUUAGAAACGAGUUUGGUGAAGAAGUGUACAAGGCUGUCACAACCGCCAUCAUGGAGAUGAACGAGUACAAUGCAAGUGGGAGGUUUGUUGUUUCAAAACUUUGGAACUUCAGGGAGGGGAGAAAGGCGUCGUUGAAUGAAGCAGUUUCCCAUCUACUGAAACAGGUGAAGACUCUUAAGCGGAAGAGGACCUGAUGUUUGUAUGAAUUAUAAACUUCCAAUGUCAGAUGUAGUUUUAGUGAAACUUAAAAGUUGGUGCAAGGGGUCUAUGUAAAUGAUUGUAUAUAUCUGUCUUGCGGAGCUUGCGGGUAUCAAGGCUAUAAUGAUUGUUAGUCUCUGCACCACAUUGCUCUCCCCUUUUGUAUCUGUUGCAGGAGGUCUGUGUGUUGUUUUAGCAACGGUCAGCAGUUGCGGUAUACCAACCUUUUGUUAUGAUUAUCGCCGGUACUAUUUCGAAAUAUAUCACCCAGUUGUAAACUUUUGUUUUA